This is a messenger RNA of Hydra vulgaris (swiftwater hydra), 1655 nucleotides long. The record is from RefSeq and is a predicted model, not a curated record. NCBI's taxonomy places the organism in Eukaryota, Metazoa, Cnidaria, Hydrozoa, Anthoathecata, Hydridae.
UUAAAAGUAAAAUUUAAAUGGAUGAAAAUGAUGAAAAUGUUAAUAGGCAAGUUGAAAAUAAUCGUCGCAGAAAUGCCAGAAAUAGGCUGAGGCGAGAUGAAAUUAAUAAUCAACAGAAUGCUAGAUAUGCUGGUAGACAUGAAAGAAUGCAUUGUAUAGCAAGAAGUAAUACUAUUCCAGAUUAUAAUUAUUUAGGAGAAAUGAAUCAUAUUUGUCAGCAUUGUGGUGCUAAGAAAUUUCCUGAUGAAACACAUUUUUUAUGUUGCCCUAAUGGAAAGGUAGUUUUGUCUCAACUUUCACCAUUUCCGCAAGAUUUACAAGAUUUAUUUACAGGAAGUUAUGUAGAUCGAAAUGCCAAUGUGAAUUUUCUAAAAUAUAUUCGAAAUUAUAAUGCCUGUCUUUCUUUUGCUUCAUUUACUGCUAAUGUAGUUCAACCCAUGAAUCAUGGGCCGCCAUGUUUUAGAAUAUGUGGUCAGGUUUUUCAUCGUGUUGGUAAUCUUAGGCCAGAUCAAGAUAUUCCUCCAACAUAUUGUCAACUAUACAUUUAUGAUCCACUUGCAGCAAUAAAUUUUAGAAUGCGACAACCUGGUAAUGAUCUUUGCUUAAAUGAUUUAAUGUUUCGGUUGCAAACUGUUAUUAGUGAGGAGAACCCAUUUGCUCUCGCAUUUAAAAACAUGGCUGAAGUGGAAGAUGAAGAAAUUCGCCAAGCAGCUAUAGAAGGUCGCUCAGUCUCAGUUGUAAAAAUGUCUUUACUUGAAGGGCAAGAUAGACGUCGCUAUAAUCUCCCUUCACAUAAUGAAGUUGCAGUUGUAUUUGUUGGUGAAGAUGGUGCUCCUCCUGCUUCCAGAGAAGUUGUUAUUUACCCGAGAGGUCAUCCUCUUAAAACUAUAUCAAGUAUGUCUGCCAACUUAGAUCCUAUGGUUUAUCCUCUAUUUUUCCCAAGGGGUGAUGCUGGUUGGCAUAAUCAAUUGGUUCACAACCCUGAACGUGCUACAUUGGUUAGAAAUCAUGUUACAUUAUCUCAGUAUUACAAUUAUCGACUUUCGGUUAGACAAAUUUUUUCUUCAAUCUUUUAUGGCAAGAAACUAUUUCAGCAAUAUGCUGUUGAUGCAUAUGUCAAAAUUGAAGGCCAGCGCCUUGCUUUUAUCAGAAAUAACCAAAACAAACUUAGAAGCGAGCAGUAUGAUGCCUUACAUGAACAUGUAGACAACCUUGGAAACGAUCAUAAUGUUAGAGUAGGGCGCGUUGUAGUUUUGCCAUCUACUUAUGUAGGAAGUCCUAGAGCUUUAAAAGAAAACUUUGAAGAUGCUAUGGCUAUAAUUAAAAAGUAUGGUAAACCAGAUCUUUUUAUUACUUUUACCUGCUACCCAAAAUGGCGCGAGAUAACUGAAAAUUUAUAUCCAGGUCAAACUGCAAAUGAUAGACCUGAUUUAGUUACACGAGUAUUUAAACUCAAAUUAAAUAAUCUCCUAAAUGAUAUUUUUAAGCAUGGUGUAUUAGGGAAAGUCGUAACCCAUGUUCAUGUUAUCGAAUUUCAAAAGCAUGGUUUACCACAUGUUCAUAUUUUACUUCACUUUGCCACUGAUGACAAGCUGGAGACAGCACAGGAUAUCAAUAGUUUAAUAUGUGCUGAAAUUCCAGAUUAUAAAUCGUGA